Rhopilema esculentum is the source of this 7307-nucleotide messenger RNA. RefSeq lists its product as uncharacterized. The record is from RefSeq and is a predicted model, not a curated record. NCBI's taxonomy places the organism in Eukaryota, Metazoa, Cnidaria, Scyphozoa, Rhizostomeae, Rhizostomatidae.
CACCGCAAUCAACACUAACCAACCAAUCAAGCAUUAUUAUCGUCAUUUUUAUUGGUCAUUAUAAUCAUCAUGUUCAAUGCUAGCCUUUGCUCAUUAUGAUCCUCGAUAUCAUUAUAAUAAUCAUGAUCGUUAUAAUCACUUUACAACCGUUUUUGUCUCUUUAAAGGUUCUUUCGCGACCAGCAUGCUUUGCGACUAUACUUUCAAAACCGGCCUAAUAUAGUACUGCAUGAAAAUACAAAACACAAUAAAUUUCUCCUCAGGACAGCUGCCGCUAUGCAUGUCGGUUGCGCAAGUGCCUUUAACAUCAACCAAUCAAUUAAACAUCAAAAUCAUAUCAUAAUAGUAAUCAUAAUUAGCCAUCAUCAGCGUAAACUGAUUUAAAAUGCUUCAUAAUCGUAUUCUUAAUAAUGGUCUCCAUUAUCAGAGUACAAGCUCAUGUUUACCCAACAACAAACAAACUAAAAACAUUGUAAUUCAUCCCUAAAUCGCGUCAUUUCUAAAUAUGACUCAGUACUUUCCGCAAUAAAAUUUCACAACCUAAGUGUUUGUUUCCCCGCCAGCGAUUACGAAAACUGACACAUAAGAAGUGAAAUUUAAUGUUUCACGAAAAAGUGCCAUAGCAAUAAAAUAACUGGCUGAAACAUUGAUCAUACAUAUAUUACUCUGUACUCUGACGUGGCACUAAGCUUUUAUCGGACUGAAGCUGACGCCCAGCUAAUUCGACUGAUAGAUAGAAAGAUCUCCAAAGUCAAACUGCCGAAAAAAGAUAUGAUUACAUUAUGCCAUCAGAUAUGGUAAGAGCAAAAUUCAAGUCUUUGUUAAUAGUUUAUUAGUCUUUAUUGGUCCUUCAAGAUAUUGGGGUGUUUAAUUGCAAAUUUUAUGUAAAGCAUAUACGAAUUUUGUUUCAUAGGAGACCGUCUAAAAGAAACCGAGCACAAAGAUGACCAGACAAUUGAAAAUUGCUAAAAAAUCCUUCUUCUCAAGAUAGAAUCGAGAUUAUUCAGUAGAAUAAUCUCGAUUCUGUCUUGACGAUAAGAGCCUUUGCAAUUUCAAAUUAAUCUUAUAGAACACUUUUAUAUUUCUAAAAGGUAGUUCUUUAGCCUUUUGUAUCCCAAAACAUUUACGAAAAAUUAAGUACUAAGCGCAACAAAUAAUUAUAAAAACUGAAUAUUAAUCCUAAGCUAAGUUUUUUAUGAAAAACAGUAUGUAUUUCAUAACCAAAGAUGUUUUCUUUCCUUAGACUUACAGAUAUAUUUCGUCAUUAAUCCAUAUUUUCACGAAAGAUAGAUGGUAUACGAGGCUUAAAGUGUAGACAUCAAGAGAAACUAAAAAUUUUCUGGUCUACUGAGGGAGGAGAGGGAAAUUUGUUAAGAAAUCAGGAUAACUUAAUCCAUUCAUUCUUGAGCAGCUAAAUUUAUGUUGUCAAAAAGUUUAAGAGAGCGAGUGGAGCCCAAGAAAGCAGAAUAUUUAUACUUAUAUGAUGUGUCAAGGUUUUUUGUGGGUCAAGCUGUUUUCUAGGCGGACCAUUCAUCUCCUCAAAACCUAGUGGAUUGCCAAAACCGUAGUUUCAAACAUAAUUUGUAUUGGCGUGGCUUUUGGCUACCACGAAGUCACACUUUGUUUCAAUGUCAGAUCGUACCCUUGAAAUUUUGAUUCCUAGAGUUUCAAACCAGAAAAAAAUUACAGUUUGGGCAAAUCAUGACCGGUACUGUGUCAACAGAGACAAUUUGAACCGGGAUGAUUUUUAAAACCGGACAAUUUUUGAUCCGCGCAAUUCAUAAUCCGGACAAUUUUGCGCCUAGGAAAUAUCUAACUCAGGCAAUUUUAAACCCGGCCAACAAGAAAUUAAACGUUCAUAUGUAUUCAAGGCAAUUCCUUUAAACCGUCAAUUAUAACUUUCUUAAACAAACUGACACGACCGUUCAAAGAAAACAUUUCAAAAGCGACAAAUGUCAAAGAAACAAAGACAGUGAUUUCUAAGGGCUGAUUUCACAAGAAUGAGUACCUGCAAAUGCAUUUCGAUUACAAUAAAAUUGUUUUGAAAACAACGUCUCCCGCCAUGAAUUUUGAACUGAUUGUAAGUCACGUGAUUAAUGACUUAUCACGUGACUUUAUCCGAGCACCUGUCGUCUUCAUGGCAACGCAACCCCUCAUUAUCCAUUAAAAAGCUUGGGUAUUCAACAAGCAUACAUGUUUUAUGAGAAAUUCACGAUUUAUGGCUGUGAUAUAUGGCAUAGCUUAUUAAUAGUGAAAUAAAGACUGGUUGUAUAUGUGCUCUCUGGUGUGUAGAAUCUCGUAGGUAUGGCAUUGGUGCAAAGAAAUGCGAGGUAUCAGAAUUCAGUUGAGAAGCGAACUUCGGUAACUCGAUCUUCACGAUCCGAGCGUUCGUCUAAGGGCGCACACUACUCAAAGAACGAGCAGGCAGGUUUCGAACAGGACGCAAAUAACAAUUUCGCGUCGUCGAAAUCUGUCGAAUCUGCCUCGUAUUCACAAACACAAACAAGUAGCUCAACCAAAAGGAGGUCAUCCAUACCCGUGAGACAGAGAGGAGAAAGCCCUACCAAAGAUUCUGCUGAGUCGCCAAAAAAGCUCAACGAAAGUUCGGGAUUAGAGCGGAACGCUUCAAACGAGGAAGACGAGGAAACUCCGAAGUUACAAAGGAAAGCUAAAAAGCGUCUCGUGAGAAAGGUCAAGCGACGAAAUAACGCUGUUGUUGGGCAAGAAGAAGAAAAUCAAAAUACUGGAAAAGAAAGUGUUAGAAAUAGGAAAGAUUUGUCACCAGAAAGAUCAGACGGAAGUAGCGUCAGUGAAGACGAGUUCUUGGAAAAAGAAUCACCACAGGGAUACGGCAGUCCUAGUAUUUCUAUCCAGCGAAAUCCAGUGAUAACUGUAGACAGACCGAAACCGAUAAAGAUUACAUAUAGGCCGGUAUCAAAGGAAGACGAAAAUCAAGCAGACGAGCCGAGAAAUCGCAGGCGACCGAGGGAAGAGAGACCAAAGACAUUACCAGUUACUUUGGUCGUUAAAAGACCGGAGUUACCGGAAAAUACCGCCGAAUAUUCUCAAGGUUCGGACGAGGAAGAUACUUUGACGUCAGGUGGCGAAAAUUCAGAGGCCGAUCAACAGCGAACAUCUAUUCGCAUAGUUUCGUCUGCGAAGUCGUCAGAUACCGAAGAUUCUUCAAGAAAGCUUCGGAUUGAGGCGAAAUCGACUAAAAGAGCCGCAAGUAAAGAGACUGUUAAUAGCAACACUGAAGAUUUGCAUACUGUUGAAAAGAAUAAACAAACACGUGCUGAGGAAAUCUACAACAGAAAAACCCGGAGGAUAAUCAAACGAGAACCCUGGGGAAAAUCAGCGGUUAAGGAAGAUCAGGUUACCGCUCAAAACGUAGAUCGGUCGGAAAGUAUCCCGGUAAAACACCUACAAACAUUACCGAGAAAUUUCAAGACCGUCCGAGUACCAAUACAAACACAACCGGUUUCGCCCGAAAAUAAGCAAGUAGAGGGCAAACAGAAUUCGUUGAAACCGAAGCCUAAUCAAUUGCGAAGAGCCUCAGAAGGUUCGUUGGUUAGCAGAUCGGACAAUCAGAGUGAUACAGGCCAAUCUAUCUCGGGUGCAUCAGUACCUUCAUACGACGCUUCACCGACAGGACAAAAGUCUGCCCACCAGUGUCGCCGAGGUUGCACACACGUCGUUGACGAUACCGAAGACGGGCCGAGAAUCGUACGUCGCUCUAGAGAUAAGCGUCGCCAGUCGAAUCCGAACCAAAUCUUAGGCCGGACCGAGAUUCUAGAUUCCAGAAAAAGUCGACCGAAGUCAGAAAUACUUAGAAGUGAAUCUUUACCAAGAUCAGCCGGACGACCAAGGAUCAAAUCGACUGGAUUUGAAGAAUUCGUAGAAAUCCACGACUUUGAUACGUUUAAUCGCAACAAAACGAGAACAUUACCGAACAGAAAGAAACGAGUUACGUACCACGAGGAUACGAAAGAUAACGCAGCCUUUAGCGAAACUGAGGUUGUGAAAGAAGACUUCCAACGGCAUCUUGAAACUCACCAGAACUUCACAAACAACCUUCAGAAGCAACUGACACCAACAGGUGACCCUCCCAACUUCGCUGCGGAGGAGUAUCGACGAGCUAGUUUACAAGAAAAAGAAGGAAGAGCAAAGGAAAUCAGGAAGUCCAUUGAAACGCAAAAAAACGUUGAGCAGAGAAACGCUAUUGGCUUUAAGAAUCAGCAAAAGGUCAAAGGUCAACAAAGAAAGGUCGAAGAGGUCAGGUUUUCUCAAGAUAGCCAGUUUGAGAGUCAAAGUUCAGAGGGAGUUAAAACAGACAUAUUUGGUUCUGGGAAGUUAAAUAGCCGGGAACUAAGCAAUCACGAAAAAGGGUCUAGAGACAUUUCAACGGAAAAGCAGAAUAGCAAAGAAACAAAAGUUGGAAAGAGAGAGAAGAUAAGAGAGCAAGUAAUUGAAGAGCAUAUUGAAGCGAGAAGAAAGAGCCAAGAUCGGAGAAUCGAAGUUAUCGAAAACACUAAUCAAAAAGAGGAAGCGACAGUUCAGAGAAGCCAGAGCCUUCCAAGAAGCACAAACAAGGAAGAAUAUCUAAACGAGAAGCAGCUCGAAUUCGAAGAAUUCAUUAGAAAUCAACGGAAUUCAUUGCUUAGUCAGUUGAAACAACGGGAGGAAAAUCGAUUGCAGUGGUUAGAAGAGAAGAAAGAGGUCAAAGUUCAGGAGAACAAGCAAAAGAUUCAAGAGGAAGAAAUACAGCUGAAAAGAGCAGACAACGAGAAUUCAGGGCGUCGUAUCGAAGAUUUUCUUAGAUUUCCAGAGGCAUCUAAAAAUAAAAGACGAUACAAGUCAACAAAUGACGCUGAUAGCAUAAAACAGGCAAAAGAAAUUCAUAGUCAGUCAGCUUUUGAAAGGGUAGCUGAAAAUUCAACGGUCAAAAGUCAUAGGUCAAGUGAGGUUAAAAGUCAAAAAUCAAAGGUCAGCGAAAGUUUUUUGUUACAAAACGAGCAGAAGGCAAAGGGCAUCGAAAAAGCUCCACCGAGUGAUACAGAAGAGAUUAUAAGGGUUUAUUCAAGGGGUAAAGUUAUCCAGUUGAGCAUGGAGACAGUUGAUAGGGACAGGUUUGAGCAGCGGCAGAGAGAGUAUGAAGAGAUCCAAAAGCGUAGAUCUUACCAACAGCAACAACAGAGAGUAAUUGAGGAUGAUAGAUACCGAUAUUUCAACAAUGAAUUUGAAAAGAGGAACGCCUUUUAUCACACACAACAGCAAUAUGACCCCAAUAGAAGCCCAGAAUACAACCAUUUCCAGAAUGACGCCCAUAUGAACGACAAUGUUUUCGAAGACUACCACGACACGAACACGACUCAAAUCACGAAGGUCAAGCGGGAUCAAAUCAAGGGAAAACUCGAUAAAGUCUAUUACACCAUUUGUACGCAUUACUUCUUCCCGGAAGACCACGAGCUGAUUGUCAACCUCCAUCGUCUGGGCCAAAUCGAGGUCCCACGCGGACUGAGUCACGAGGACACCUGCAUUUUCUACAACCACCUUUAUGUUUACGAGAAAGAAGAAGUGUUUGCCGAAACUCUCGCGCCGAUAACGCCGACUAUCAAAACAGAAGUCGUCAACUUUGAUGAGCAGGUCCCGGAUGAAGAAACAUUGUCAGAACAUUCGUCAGCAAAUCAGAGUUACAACGACGAAACAUCGUCACAAUAUUCCUCAUCGAGCCGACGCGACCGAAAUCUCUACUCGAGCCUUAAAGCGCAAAAGUAUUACGAUUCGCGGCGAAACAAUAGCAACGAGGAUUCGAUGGAUUUCGGCUUCGAUUCGACGUACGAAACGUUACGACGAAAACGCAAGAGCCGAUCCGACGAUGAUGACUGGAAUGGGAACCGAUCAGUCUCCCCGACAAGCUCAUCCGGAAAGUCCGACUUGACGUAUUCAAAACCGAGAUUGCUUCGGCGUUCGGAUCAUUUCCCGGGUGUCGGAAAAGAGAUCGAGGAUGACUAUCCAAGGUGGACCCCGAAAUCGCCAACAUUGCGGGAGCGCGAUUAUGGCCUAUCAGUGGCACUUCCACCUUAAUUUGCACGUUGUCACCUUCAGUCACAAGGAUGUGUUGGAAUAGAGAAAUUUCUGACUUCACAAAAAGCUACGAACAGAACUAUUUUAAGUGUGGGUUUUAUUUGAUCUAGCAUUAAUUUUUACACGAUUGGAGUGUCGUAUUUUGGUUUUAAGUUAUGUCUUCUUGUCGCCUGUCAGAUUUUCUAAUCCAUGAAUAACAGACAUUGUCACAAAAAGUAAGUAAAUCAAAAUAUCAAAUGCUGAUAGAGAAACUCCAGGCCUGGUUGACAACUUCAAUCUUUAUAGGCGGUGAAAAUGAAUUACACAGUCAAAAGGCCGAAGUCUUAUAUUGUGACGUGUUUAUUUCUAGAACUGUAAUUGGUCAAAAAAAACCUGUCAACCAACCAUAAAAAAGAAACAAAUUGAUAAUUUGAACAAAUAUUUGCGCUCGUUUAUUAAUCCAACAAAAUUUUUUCCUCUUUUUCAAUAAUUUCAACACAUUCUUGCCUCCCGUUCAAAAAUUCGAACUCCCAUUCAAUAAUUCAACUAAAUCUCCGUAUCCCAUUCGAUAAUUCGAACAAAUUUCCCUUCCCCUUUACAGCUCAAACAAUUGAUCAAUUAAUCACUCAAUAAAUUCCCUAUUUAUUCAAAAGAACUUUACUUCUCGAAAACGUUAGCUUCUAUCCAUGACCUUUCCUUUAGCACUCAUUCUUCUAAUUCCACUAAACCUGUGUACGUCUUUAUAUGAUUUUAAAAACAAUGCAUGUAAUUUUUCUAGAAACAUUUUGGUCUUGGGAGUACAGUGGAAUCUCGCUAUGACGAAUUGUAGGAACAGAAUGGUUCGUAAUAUUGGAAAUUCGAAAUAGCGAAAAGUUCGAGAUAGCGAAAAGUUCGCAAUAACGAGAUGCUCGCAAUAGGGAGAUUGCGUCGUAACACACAGGACUCUGUAUACAGAGAAGAUUCCAAGGAACCAGAUUUUUGGUUCGUUAUAGCGAAGUCCUUAAUACGAAGGGUUCGUAAUAGCGAGAUUUUACCGUAUAUAUUUACAAUACAGUCCGAUUUGUAAUGACACGUGGUAGUAGAAUCAUGUGAUUCGCAUGUGAUUGAAUGAUUUUGGUAACACUGAUAAUACUAAUUAGGUAGGUCUUAGACUAAUUGCAUUUGUAGAACGUACUUUUAUCGUAUGUGUCCGUGAUGUGUUUAGAAGUUAAAAUUUGCAAAACACCACAGUAAGCUUUGAAA